This is a messenger RNA of Manacus vitellinus (golden-collared manakin), 1084 nucleotides long. It is a transcript of the gene ABHD8, whose product is annotated as abhydrolase domain containing 8. The record is from RefSeq and is a predicted model, not a curated record. Lineage: Eukaryota; Metazoa; Chordata; Aves; Passeriformes; Pipridae. The coding region runs from base 1 to 558 and encodes 185 amino acids. The transcript has 3 exons.
AUGUCUGUCUGUCCCCGCAGGGUGUCCUUCUGCACCUUCCUGGCCCACGAGUACCCAGACCUGGUGCAUAAGGUGAUCAUGAUCAACGGCGGGGGCCCCACGGCGCUGGAGCCCAGCCUGUGCUCCAUCUUCAACAUGCCCACGUGUGUCCUGCACUGCCUGUCCCCCUGCCUGGCCUGGAGCUUCCUCAAGGCCGGCUUUGCCCGCCAAGGUGCCAAAGAGAAGCAGCUGCUGAAGGAAGGCAAUGCCUUCAACGUCUCGUCCUUCGUGCUGCGGGCCAUGAUGAGCGGGCAGUACUGGCCCGAGGGGGACGAGGUGUACCACGCCGAGCUGGCCGUGCCCGUGCUCCUGGUCCACGGCAUGCACGACAAGUUCGUCCCGGUGGAGGAGGACCAGAGGAUGGCCGAGAUCCUGCUGAUCGCCUUCCUGAAGGUGAUCGACGAGGGCAGCCACAUGGUGAUGAUGGAGUGCCCCGAGACGGUGAACACGCUGCUCCACGAGUUCGUCCUGUGGGAGCCCGAGACGCCAGCUGGGGACGGGCACGGGGAGAAGAAAUAAGGCAGCGGGACACGGAGACCGGGCUGCUCCCAUGGGAGAGAUGUUUCGGAGCGCAGAGGGGUUUGUGAGAGCGGAGGGGCUCCGGGGGCUGCCCUCGUCGGGAGCGCAGCCCGUUUGGUUUCCCGGCCGUGCCGGAGGUUGCAGGGGGAGCAGGGAGGCUCCCCCAGGGCAGGGAGUGCAGGGCCGGCAGCGGGAACACGGCAGACCUGGUCCCCAACCCCGCGGGGACGGCGCCGGAGCGUCUUCAUCCUGUUCCUUUGUAGUGUUAUUUUCCUCACGCAGCGACACCUCCGGGGAUGGUCCCACCCGCGGCACAACGGGAAGGACUCGCAGGGGCUCCAGGAGGGCCGGAGGACCUGAGCUGGGAUUGCUUUGAAGGGGAAGCCAAAGGCUCUUCGGCCUCAGCGGCAGGAUUUGCCUCUCGAGCCACCCGGGAGGAUGGGACGGCCACGUCCCGGCUUCGAGGGCUCCUCGUGGACGGCAGCAGCUCCUGCACGGAGGAUGAGGAGGUGUCCUGCCCCCGUGG